GGACAAACGAUAUUGCAUCGUGCUUGCACAGAUGGUUCUUUUGAAAAAGUAAAAGAAUUACUCAGUAUAGCAGGAGCGAACUCAUGUGAACGAGAUAAUGCGGGUUAUACGCCAUUGCAUGAAGCUGCCCUCAGAGGCAAGACAGACAUUGUUCGAUUGCUGUUGGAAUACAAUGCAGAUGUGAACUCUAGAGGAGCGGAUUUGGAUACACCAUUGCACGAUGCAGCCGAAAAUGGACACACUGAAGUCGUUCAACUACUAUUGGAAUAUGGAGCAGAUAUGACCAUUGCCAAUUCAAAGGGACAAACCCCCCUUGAUAUU
This is a messenger RNA of Rhizopus microsporus ATCC 52813, 321 nucleotides long. RefSeq names its product ankyrin. The annotation marks the transcript as partial. NCBI's taxonomy places the organism in Eukaryota, Fungi, Mucoromycota, Mucoromycetes, Mucorales, Rhizopodaceae. Gene Ontology annotation, molecular function: protein binding. Gene Ontology annotation, cellular component: nucleoplasm. The transcript has 2 exons. The record is from RefSeq and is a predicted model, not a curated record.